AUGAGCAGCAGUGACUCCUCAUUCCUUAUGGCUGGAAUCAUUUACUACAGCCAAGAAAAGUACUUCCGCCAUGUGCAGAAUGCUGCAGCCAAGGGCCUGGAAAAAUUCAGCAAUGACCCUGUGCUUCAGUUCUUUAAAGCCUACGGAGUCCUCAGGGAAGAGCACAUCCAGGAUGCUAUCAAUGACCUGGAGAGCAUCCGAAACCACCCAGAUGUGUCCCUGUGCUCCAUCAUGGCCCUCAUUUAUGCUCACAAGCGCUGUGAAAUUAUCGACCGAGAAGCUAUCCAGGAGCUUGAGAGCAGCCUGAAGGAAGUCCGUAAGACAGCAGGUGGGACUGCCCUGUACUUCGCUGGCCUCUUCCUCUGGCUCAUGGGCCGCCACGACAAAGCCAAGGAGUACAUAGACCGCACGCUGAAAGUCUCCGGCGGCUCUAGAGAGGGCUAUGUACUCAGAGGCUGGAUGGACCUGACCUCAGACAAGCCCCACACUGUGAAAAAAUCCAUCAAGUACCUGGAACAAGGAAUUCAAGACACCAAAGAUGUGUUGGGGAUGAUGGGAAAGGCAACAUACCUUAUGGUGCAGCAGAACUACUCCGGGGCUCUGGAGGUUGUGAACCAGAUCACAGUAGCCUCAGCAAGCUUCCUGCCGGCCUUUGUCCUAAAGAUGCGGCUGUUCCUGGCCAGGCAGGACUGGGAACAGACAGUAGAAACAGGACAAAGAAUCCUAGAAAAAGACGAAAACAAUAUCGACGCCUGCCAAAUUCUGGCUGUGCAUGAGCUUGCGAGAGAAGGAAACAUGACCAAAGCUGUGGAGCAUGUUAAAAAUCUGAUUAAGGCGCUAGAGAUGAGAGAGCCCCAAAAUCCAAGUCUCCAUCUUAAAAAAAUUCUUGUGGUUAGCAGACUGUGUGGAAGACACCAGGGGAUCCUAAGACUAGUGUGCAGCUUCAUUGAGCGUACGUUUAUGGCCACACCCUUCUAUGCUCAUGUGGCCACAGAGCUGGGCUACCUCUUCAUCCUGCAGGACCAAGGAAAGGAAGCAUCACUGUGGUACUCCGAGGCCAUGAAACUCGAUGAGAGCAGCAUGGCUGCCUUGACAGGGAUCAUCUGGUGCCAGAUCUUAGAAGGCCACCUGGAGGAGGCUGAGCAUCAGCUGGAGUUCCUGAAGGAAGUGCAGCAGUCCCUUGGAAAGUCCGAGGUGCUGGUUUUCCUCCAGGCCCUUCUGGCAUCUAAGAAGCACAAGGCGGAACAGGAGGCCAUUGCGCUGCUAAAGGAGGCCGCGGAACUGCAUUUCUCCAGCAUGCAGGGCCUCCCACUGGGCCCCGAGUACUUGGAACGGUUGGACCCACUCUUCCUGGUCUGCAUUGCCAAGGAGUACUUGUUCUUCUGCCCCAAGCAGCCCCGGAUGCCAGGCCAAAUCAUGUCUCCACUUCUUAAACAACUUGCUGUGAUCUUGAACCCAGUGGUCAAAGCAGCCCCAGCUCUCAUCGAGCCCCUGUAUCUGUCAGCUCAGGUCAAGUAUCUCUCAGGAGAGCUGGAGAAUGCCCAGAACACACUGCAGCGUUGCCUGGAGCUGGACCCAACCUCGGUGGAUGCCCACCUGCUCAUGGCCCAGAUCUACCUGGCUCAGGGCAACUUUGCCAUGUGCUCCCACUGCUUAGAGUUGGGCGUCAGCCACAACUUCCAGGUUCGAGACCACCCCCUCUACCACUUCAUCAAGGCCAGAGCCCUCAACAAAUCUGGGGACUAUCCUGAGGCCAUAAAGACCCUGAAAAUGAUCAUAAAAUUACCAAUUAUGAGGGUGGCAGAAGGCAAGAAGUUCCACGGGCCCUCCAUAAGGCCCAGUGAGCGUGUCUCCAUCUUACUGGAACUGGCAGAUGCCCUCCGCCUGAAUGGGGAGUUGCAUGAGGCCACCAAGGUCAUGCAGGAUGCCAUCAAUGAGUUCAGUGGCACACCAGAAGAGAUCCGCAUCACCAUCGCCAACGUGGACUUGGCCCUGAGCAAGGGGAACGUGGACAUGGCGCUGAGCAUGCUAAGGAACAUCACCCCCAAGCAGCCUUGCUACACAGAAGCCAAGGAGAAGAUGGCCAGCAUCUACCUGCAGAACCGCAAAGACGUCCGCCUGUACAUCGGGUGCUACCGCGAUCUCUGUGAAAACCUGCCUGGCCCCCACACCAGCCUGCUACUGGGUGAUGCUUUUAUGACCAUUCAGGAGCCUGAGAAGGCCUUGGAGGUCUAUGAUGAGGCGUACAGAAAGAACCCACAUGACGCCUCCCUGGUCAGCAGGAUCGGACAAGCUUAUGUGAAGACUCACCAGUACAGCAAGGCAAUUAAUUAUUAUGAGGCUGCCCAGAAGAUCAGUGGACAGGACUUUCUGUGCUGUGAUCUGGCUGAGCUGCUGCUGAAGUUAAAGAAGUUUACCAAAGCAGAAAAAGUGCUCAAGCAGGCUCUGGAACAUGACUUUGUGAAUGAUAUCCCAUCCAUGAUGAAUGAUGUCAAAUGCCUACUUCUACUGGCAAAGGUUAACCAAAGUCAUAAAACAGAAGAUGUGAUGGAAACUUUGAACAAGGCUUUGGACCUCCAGUCUCGGAUCCUGAAGCGGGCUCCGCUGGAGCAACCAGAAAUGAUCCCCUCCCAGAAGCAAUUGGCAGCCUCCAUCUGCAUCCAGUUUGGAGAGUACUACGUGAUGGAGAAGGAGUACACCAAGGCAACACAGGCUUACAAGGAUGCACUCUCUUACUCGCCCACUGACAGCAAGGUGGAGGUAGAGCUGGCGCAGCUCUACCUGCUUCAGGGGCACCUGGACUUGUGUGAACAGCACUGUAUCAACCUCCUGCAGACUGAGCAGAACCAUGAAACCGCCUCUGUGCUGAUGGCUGACCUGAUGUUUAGAAAGCAGAAUUACGAAGGUGCCAUCAACCUCUACCACCAGGCCCUGGAGAAAACCCCAGAUAAUUUUGUAGUACUGAAUAAAUUAAUUGAUCUGCUCCGAAGAAGUGGCAGACUUGAAGAAGCCCCCACCUUCUUUGAAGUGGCCACGAAGAUGUCCAGCCGAAUGCCUUUGGAGCCAGGGUUUAACUACUGCAGAGGCAUCUACUGCUGGCACAUUGGGCAGCCCAACGAAGCCCUGAAAUUCCUGAACAAGGCACGAAAGGACAGCACUUGGGGCCAGAGCGCCACCUACUACAUGGUGCAGAUCUGUCUGAACCCAGACAAUGAGAUCGUGGGUGGAGAGGCUUUUGAGAACCAUAUGGCUGAGAGCAUCUCUGCUGAAAGGAAGGACUCGGAGCAGCACGGUGUACGCACAGCUGAGAAGCUGCUGCGUGAGUUCUACCCACACUCAGCCUCUGGCCAUGUCCAGCUGCGGCUGCUGCAGAGCCUCUGCCUGAUGGCCACCAAAGAGAAGGCUAAUGUGGAGGCAGCGCUGAACACCUUCAUUGAGCUGGCCCAGGCCGAGAAGAACAGCGUCCCUGCCAUCUUGGCCAUGGCACAGGCCUACACGCUACUGAAGCAGACCCCUAAGGCGCGCACGCAACUGAAGCGUCAAGCCAAGGCUCCUUGGGUGCUGACCGAGGCUGAGGACUUGGAGAAGAGCUGGCUCCUGCUGGCUGACAUUUACUGCCAAGGCGGCAAGUUCGACCUCGCCACGGACCUGCUGCGGCGCUGCAUUCAGUACAACAAGUCUUGCUGCAAGGCCUAUGAGUACAUGGGCUUCAUCAUGGAAAAGGAGCAGUCCUACAAGGAUGCAGCCACCAACUACAAGCUGGCCUGGAAGUAUAGCCAUCACGCCAGCCCCUCCGUGGGCUUCAAACUCGCUUUCAACUACCUGAAGGACAAGAGAUUCGUGGAGGCCAUUGAAGUCUGCCACAGCGUUCUCAGGGAGCAUCCUAACUACCCAAAGAUCAGAGAGGAAAUUUUGGAAAAGGCGCAAGGAUCCUUAAGGGCCUAG
Chrysochloris asiatica (Cape golden mole) is the source of this 3945-nucleotide messenger RNA. It is a transcript of the gene TTC21A, whose product is annotated as tetratricopeptide repeat domain 21A. Gene Ontology annotation, molecular function: protein binding. Bases 1 to 3945 code for a protein of 1314 amino acids. Gene Ontology annotation, cellular component: intraciliary transport particle A. Gene Ontology annotation, biological process: protein localization to cilium; intraciliary retrograde transport. The transcript is spliced from 29 exons. The record is from RefSeq and is a predicted model, not a curated record. Lineage: Eukaryota; Metazoa; Chordata; Mammalia; Afrosoricida; Chrysochloridae.